AAAACAAAACUGGGUAAGAAAGACAAAAAUGAUACUACGGAUGAUAGCCUACUCCACAUAUGCAAAGCUAAUAUGAGAGUUAAAGCUUGUGACUUAAAUUUGAUAUUUCGCGUUUUACAUUUUAACUCCUUCUGCACAUGUACUCGGUCUCCCCUAGUGGAGGUAAUUUAUCUUAAAAUUUAGCCAGUUCUGUCAACAAGUAAAUCACGAACUUAAUUGUGUGAUCACCCACGAUACUGUGGUGUAAUGGAGUUUUAACAGAAUUUCGAGGUGGGCUAGUGCAUAUGAUCCUGAAAGAUGGUGGAUUUUAAAAACAUUUUGUUGGGUGAAAUUUCAAACGUUCUGCCAACUUUUCCCUGUGGUCCAGUCUCGCGACAGACGCUUGCUAGGGUCGCCGCCAUAUUAUUUCACGGUUACUAGCUUGCUAACUGUUUCAUUGCUUAUCUUAUCUUAAACUUGAAAUUAAAAUAGUUGUGACUGGUAAAAUUGGAAGAUCUGUCAGUUUCUGAAAUAGCGGGGAGAGAUGGGGGCUAUGAUGUAGCACGCGUAACCCACUCCUCUACCAAACCACAGAAGCACACCGUGGACGGUGCUGUUCAUUCCCCUUAUGCGAAGUUUCUUCUCGUUUUCCCGUCACAUCCCCGGCCCAUCCCCGACCCUGUGGAGAUGAAGUUACGGUGUAUUGAGUGUUGAAGGUGGCCCGUGGAGAGGCAGGUCAAACGUCAGGAGCCUCAGUAGCUGGCAGAAGAACCAUACCAGCCACAACAGCCUGGCACCUCCUCCUCAUGAUGGUCACCAGCCUGGUCACGCGUUGCUCUGGGAUGGCAUUCCAUUCCUCAAACAGGAUUCGUUGCCAGCCAACGUGGUUGCGUUGGUCACGCUAGCAGGAGAGUUUCAGGCUGUGAGGAUAGCCAUGCCCUCACUGAGGGUACAGUCAGGGUGGAGCAAUUGCAUCUGAGCCCAGGGCAGACACAUGGCCCACGGUGGCCAACAGGGCGAUAUUCAGGUUUUGCAGGACCUGCAACGGAAAUCACUGGAAGUGCCAAAGGGUGUUGUGCAGUGCUUACUGCAGAACAACAGUUCUGAUGCCUGUUCAAAGUGCCUGUCCCAGACUAGUUCUGACUUCCUCCGUGGCGAAGCAAGCCUCAACCUCUCAGACAAGUCCGGCCUCUCAAAAUUGCAAAACCACAUGUCUCGGCUGCACCUGGGCCUCCGGACUCAGAAUGUGUAUGUGCCCCCAUUGCGGGACGGCCCAAGGAUAAAUGGCAGUAAGACCCUGUCCCACAGCUUGAGUGAUUGUGCCAUCCAGACUAAACAGCUAAACAGUAAGCUCCUCCAGCAGCAGUCCUCCCAGCCACCCCCCCUGCAGAUGCCCACAGACCUCAGCGUUUUCGAGUUGAUGGAUGCUACGCCAAGCACGCAGCCAUCUGGGCUGGACCAGCUUGGUGGGAAAGGACACCUGGUGGGCCCCCAUCAAGCACCCCGAUUCAGUCCCAUUACAGUCACCCUGGCCCCCAAUGUUCAGACCAGUCGCAAAAUGCCCACCUCUUUACGGAUACAUGGUGGGCCCCAGCCUAGUAAGAAUAGUCCAAGUAAUUCCAUUUACAUCAGGCCUUAUGUCAGUCAGUCUGGAAUGGGUCAGCCCUUAUUGCAGCAGGCCAGCAGGUCCAAGUGCAGCUGGGUUUCCCAACAGGAAGAGCAGCAGCGGGUGUCUUACCCUUUCACCUCCUCCUGCUCCUGGAUGCUGUCCUCAGCCCACAGCACCUCACAUACCUUGCUGCCUCAGUCACAGGGUCACCAGAUGCUGCACGUCUACAUGCCAGUAAGCUCACCCAUCAACCUUCAGACGCCAUCCCUCCUCCAGGGUCCUCCCGUAGCCCAGCCAGCCUCAAGUGCCUCCUCCACCUCUUCUUCCUCCUCCUCCUCUUCUUCCCAACAGUGCAAUGUCCAGAACAUUUUCACCGGGCCACGGAAAAACCAAAUCGAAAUAAAACUCGAGCAGCCCCAGCGGAAUAACUCUGCUGCUGCCAUACUGUGGUCAGGUAGUAGCCCGUCUUGCACUGUCUCCUCCUGCCCCUCUACUGCUUCCAUUAUUGGGACCACAACCUCUUUUCAUUGCAUUACCUCUACUCCCCUAUCUGCUGGUGGCCCAGGCCUAAGCCACAGUCAGCCAAUGGUUUACAUUUCUGCCAGCACAACCGCUGCCACCCCCAAUGAGGCAGUCGUCACAACCGCCUCCGGCUCCCAGCCCCCCUUCUACAUUUCCACCAAUACCUCGGGGGGCGAGGCCAGUAGAUGCCGGAACUCACCAACUGUCUACAUCUCAGCCAAUCCUCCUCUGCAUGGGAGCCCAUUAGGCUUCCGAAAUAUUCCGGCGCCGGUCAGCAUGGGCCCAGCCUACAUCCACCACCACCGGCCCAGCUCCCGGGCCUCUGCGGGCAUAGGAGGGGGCACUGUUCCCUCUCCCCAUUUUGUGGUCAGCCAUCCCAACACCAAGUACACUUUCAAAAUCACUGUGUCCCCAAACAAGCCUCCGGCUGCGCUUCCUGGGGUGGCCCCCCUCGCCCUUGAACAUGCCAAUCUUUACAGCUUGCCCUCAAACCUCUGUGUUGAGCCAGAGCCACAUCAUCUCUCAGAUCCACUGUCCACAUGCAGGGAGAAACCCAAUGAGGUACGACGACUUAGUGUGGGCUCUGAUGACCUGGCCUACAGUCAAGCUCUGUGUCUGCACCAGAAGGCCCGUAUGGAAAGACUGGUGCGGAAGCUGGAGGUACAGAGGCACGAGGUGGAGAAGCUGAAGGAGGAGGUCUAUGAUUUGGAGAGCAACCUUGUGCAGAGACGGCUCCAGAGAUCCAGUUCCACCUCCAACACCCCCUUCAUGGAGGAGAUGCAGCAGUUGCGUUGCAGAAACAGAAUGCUCCAGAUCGACAUUGACUGCCUAACCAAAGCAACUGACCUCCUUCAGACUAAAGAGUUGACAUUUAAAAGCCCAAAGACUAUAAAAGGCAUUGAGGAAGAUGAGGGGACAGAAUGGAGCUGUACAGCCUGCACUUUCCUUAAUCACCCUGCCCUCCUCCACUGUGAACAGUGCGAGUUUCCUCAGCAUUUCUGAGCCCCAUGGUAGUGGGGUGCAGAAAAAGACGUUCCUUGGAUUUACAAACAUGAACCAUGCUUGGAGGAGGCGUUUUUCUCAUUUUCUCCACCAAGAAGAAGACAUGAGUGGGGCUUUGACUGAAAUCCCCUUCUUCUCAAAGGUUUUAUGGUCGCCGUCUUUAGGUUCAGUGCAUUUUUGAUCUGUGUUACUGAAUAAUGGUGGACUUGUACAUGCCCUAGCCUGGGGGAGGUGUGCUCAUGUAAGAUCUUGCACUAACGCAUGCAUAACAUCUUAGCUCAUUGGUUUUGCUCACAGCUGUCUGACGUUCAUCGGAAAGAAGUGUUUCUCAAUGUGAUGGGUAUCUUUUAGCAUUAGCAUUUAUCAUUAACACUAAUACAUAUUGUACAUAAUUGCAAUUAUUGCCUUAUCGUCAAACUCCACAUAAAUAUUCAAGACAGCAGUACUCGGUCUAAUAGGUAAAACUCGCACACAAUUGCAGGGCUUCAGUUAUUUUGGGAACAAGAAAUACAUUCCACUAUAGUCACUGUCCCAAGUGACUGAAUCCUUCUUCAUUCUUACUGUACAUUUGCCCAUCUUGGUUUGAUUUCACUCUCUCAAACUUGGAAACCCUCUAAUUUGUUGCAGUAAAUGCUCAUCAGUUAUCACAGACCAAUUGGCAGACCCAUCCUGAGAGCUACUGCAUUUGUCAUUGGAGAAUCACACUGUGUGGAAAUCAAUAGUGAGCAAAGGGAACAGACAAACUGAGCCAUGUUGCACUGAACAUAAUCCAAUCACUAAGUAGAACAUUCCACAAUUGUAAUGGAUUUGUUGAAGGCCUUUAAUGAGUGCUGUAAAUACUGGUGCUUGAGCUGGCCUGUCUUGUUUAAGAACUGAAUGAGGGAUAACUAGGAUGCAUGGUAUUAAAGGAAAAAUUCACAAUUUAAUCUUUGUUAUUAUAUGUUUAUUGUAGUAGUAAUUCAACCUGUAUAUCUUCGUUAGUAUUCCCAUUUGUUAAAAGGUGAUUUUCUAAAAUUCACACAUGGAGAAACUGGUCUUCCUAUUUGGCAUUGAAAUACAAUUCCCAUCUACUAUUUCACUGAACUAUGGGAGCUUGAGGCACAGAAACAUGGAAAUGGCUACAUGCACUCCCUUUCAAGAUAAAGUUUAAAAGAUGGGAAAAUCACGUUGACACACCAAAAUUCUUGAAAGACGGUGGAUAAGUGCAUGCGUGUGUAUAGACGAGCAUUUUUAAUUUGUAAAGAUAAUGACAAAUAGCUGAGACCACUAGUGGUGGUCUAAAUAUACAUUUUUGUAUUAAAGGGGAGUAGAAUUAUUCCAACCUAUGUCAGAAAGAGUAAUCUGUUUGAAUCGAAGGAGGGCUGUCUUGUCAAGCAGAGUGUUUUAUGCAACAUGCCCUGGAAGUUUGCAUCAUCUAGGCUAUUUGUGAUUCCGUGAUUUAGCAUGAGCACUUUGCUAGCCUCCAGCCCCACAGAAAUGAUAAAAUGAUCUUUAUUCUGCCAAAAGAGUUGAAAUUACCUCACGAUGAAGAGUGGAACAUGUCAUGGUUCUCCUGCUUCCUUUGGUUGAUUUGUCUACUCUACAGUGUUUUCACUUCGCCCAUUUUGUUUUGUCCAUGUCCCCUUAGCAGAGCUAUACCCUGAUAUUCUCCACAGAGUUAACAUAGCAAUUAUGCCUUAGCCACCCAAACCUGUUGCACUAUUUCUGAAGGGAAAGCCAAUCAGCUCUUGGGAAUAUGGCUCUGAGAGCUUCUGGUUGGUUGGUGUAUGCAGGGUUAUGGGAAGAGUUUAUACUGUUACAGGAACCAAAGCAUAUGAGCCUCCCCUAAUAAAUAAAAAAAUGUAUUUCUAUAAUCUGGAAAAACAAUUACAUUUAUAUUGCAUGCAUUUUUUUAAGUAUGUAGGUUUUGUACAUUUGUUAUGUAUUUUUUACUUCUGUGUGUAUGUAAAUGUAAACAUCUUUAAUAUCUUGGCAUAAUGUAAAACAAGUUUUCCUUUGAAUAAGCACAACAUAAAUGUUAAGCUUUUGAUGUCUGCAAAAGGCUUAAGUGUUGAAUUCUGAUAUGAAACUAUGCACAACUGAAGUAUUAGCUGUUGAAAGCAGCCUGCUUAAUGCAGGAUUAUCAUUUCCUGGGGAGGCAGGUUUGUAUGUUGACUUUUGCUCAAAGCUCUGCAUUCUUUCAAUUAUCUCAGUAAAUUUGCAGAUUGUAUUUUUAUUUAUUUUUCAGUUUUUGAUACAUCAUAUUGUGAGUUUGCACAUGUGACAUAUUCCAGAAAUAUUGUACUAUUCCUUAUUUUGGGAAUUGUGAAGGUGUGAAUGUGUAUGCAUAAUUAAAUAAUUUGACCAAUUAAGUCAGAAAAAUCCAUUUUAUCAACUGUUUGCAAAGGUGAGCCUAAAGGUCAUCACAAAACUUGGUACACCCUAGUUUAAUUUUUCCAUUGAAUGCUAAUUUACCAUCAUUGAAUCAGCAGAUUUCUGAAUCGGUAUACCC
Molecule: messenger RNA, 5603 nt
Organism: Anguilla anguilla (European eel)
Lineage: Eukaryota; Metazoa; Chordata; Actinopteri; Anguilliformes; Anguillidae
Product: TGF-beta-activated kinase 1 and MAP3K7-binding protein 2-like
Exons: 7
Coding region: 974-3112 (712 amino acids)
Biological process (GO): positive regulation of protein kinase activity
Molecular function (GO): K63-linked polyubiquitin modification-dependent protein binding
Source: RefSeq, a predicted model, not a curated record